Culicoides brevitarsis is the source of this 462-nucleotide messenger RNA. Its product is annotated as skin secretory protein xP2-like. The coding region runs from base 1 to 462 and encodes 153 amino acids. NCBI's taxonomy places the organism in Eukaryota, Metazoa, Arthropoda, Insecta, Diptera, Ceratopogonidae. The transcript has a single exon. The record is from RefSeq and is a predicted model, not a curated record.
AUGAAAUUCCUCGUUGUUUUGUGCGCUGUCUUCGCAGUAGCAAUGUGCAAACCAGGUCAAAGCCAUGGAGGACAUGGCGGAGGCGGCGGCGGAGGACAAGUCUUCCAAGUUUCUGUUCAAGGCGGAGGCGGCGGCGGACAUUCUGCUCCAGCUGCUCCUGCUCCCGCUCCUCAAGUAAUUCAUGUUAUUCAAGAACAAGCUCCUGCUCCAGCUCCAGCGCCAUCUCACGGAGGAAACGGAGGCGGUCAAGUUUUCCACGUUAAGGUUCAAGGCGGCGGAAGCGGAGGACAUUCUGCUCCAGCUCCUGCUCCUGCUCCCGCUCCUCAAGUAAUUCAUGUUAUCCAAGAACAAGCUCCUGCUCCAGCUCCAGCGCCAUCUCACGGAGGAAAUGCCGGAGGACAAGUUUUCAAUGUUAAGAUUCAACCUGCUCCUGCUCCAGCUCCAGCUGCUGGCGGAUGGUAA